UAUAUACGCAUAUCUAAUGAUUGGCGUUUGUUUCUUGGUUUUGGGCAGGAACAGAAAGAGUUGCUGAAGAAGAAGAAUCCAGAGAGAGAGAGAGAGAGAGAGAGAGGGGUUAAAAAUGGCGGACGAAACUGACAUAGAGGUAGAGAGAUUAGAGAGAGAAGGAUCCGGAGCGUGUUUGAAAGAGCCGCUUCUCAAAAGUAGGAUCAAAUACACCUCUCAGAUUGCCAUUGUCGGUGCCAAUGUCUGCCCGAUCGAGAGUCUCGAUUACGAGAUUGUUGAGAAUGAUCUCUUUAAGCAGGACUGGAGAUCUAGGAAAAAGGUGGAGAUAUAUCAGUAUGUUUUCUUUAAAUGGGCCCUAGCACUUCUAAUUGGGUUAUGUACUGGCCUUGUCGGGUUCUUUAAUAACAUCGCGGUUGAAAAUAUAGCCGGCUUCAAACUUCUUCUCACAAACAAUCUCAUGCUUAAGGAAAAGUAUUUUCUGGCAUUUAUUGUAUAUGUUAGUUGUAAUAUGGUGUUGGCUGCUGCUGCUGCGGUCCUUUGUGCCUACAUUGCCCCUGCAGCAGCAGGUUCCGGAAUACCUGAGGUGAAAGCAUACCUUAACGGUAUAGAUGCUCAUUCUAUAUUGGCACCAAGUACUCUCUUUGUAAAGAUUUUCGGUUCCAUUUUUGGAGUAGCAGCUGGAUUUGUUGUGGGUAAGGAAGGACCUAUGGUGCACACUGGCUCCUGCAUAGCUUCAUUGCUCGGUCAGGGUGGUUCUCGCAAGUAUCGUUUGACUUGGAAAUGGCUCAGAUUCUUCAAAAAUGAUAGAGACCGUCGGGAUCUGAUUACCUGUGGUGCUGCUGCUGGUGUUGCAGCUGCAUUCCGUGCGCCUGUUGGUGGGGUCCUCUUUGCACUUGAAGAGGCAGCUUCAUGGUGGAGAAGUGCUCUUCUUUGGAGGACAUUUUUUACAACAGCUGUAGUAGCAGUGGUGUUGAGAGGUUUCAUGGGAAUUUGCAAAGGUGGUAAAUGUGGAUUAUUUGGGGAAGGAGGUCUGAUCAUGUUUGAUGUCACUUCAACAAAAGCUGCUUACAAUGCAGCAGAUCUAUUGGCAGUAAUAUUCCUGGGAAUCAUUGGAGGCAUUCUAGGAAGCCUUUACAACUUUUUUGUUAACAAAGUCCUCCGCAUUUAUAGCAUCAUUAAUGAGAGAGGUCCUUUAUUCAAAGUUAUUCUUGUCUUGACCAUUUCCAUCUUGACAUCGUGUUGCUCGUAUGGACUUCCAUGGCUCUCACAGUGCACUCCAUGUCCGCCUUACCUCGAGGACCAGUGCCCCACCAUAGGUCGCUGUGGGAACUACAAGAAUUUCCAAUGUCCACCUAACCAGUACAAUGACCUUGCCUCCCUAUUUUUCAAUACCAAUGAUGAUGCUAUCCGGAACCUAUUUAGCGCAGGCUCUGAAAAAGAAUUUCACCUCAGCACUCUUUUCGUUUUCUUCAUUGCGAUUUAUUUUCUUGGCAUAAUCACUUAUGGAAUUGCUGUUCCCUCAGGCCUUUUCAUCCCUGUUAUACUUGCUGGGGCCUCUUAUGGGCGCCUUGUUGGCACUCUCGUUGGUUACUUCUCCGAUCUUGAUUCAGGUCUCUUUGCCCUUCUUGGAGCUGCGUCUUUCCUUGGUGGCACCAUGAGAAUGACAGUGUCACUUUGUGUCAUACUUCUUGAGCUAACGAAUAAUCUGUUGAUGCUCCCAUUGAUGAUGCUUGUUCUGCUUAUUUCAAAAACUGUGGCUGAUUGUUUCAACAAAGGUGUGUAUGACCAAAUUCUGGUAUUGAAGGGGCUGCCUUAUAUGGAAGCGCAUGCAGAGCCGUACAUGAGAAAUUUGAUUGCUAGUGAUGUUGUCUCUGGUCCGCUAGUUACAUUUUCCGGAAUCGAGAAAGUGGGCAAUAUAUUGCUCGCUUUGAAGAUUACAAGGCAUAACGGGUUUCCUGUGAUCGACGAGCCUCCUUUAUCUGAUGCUCCGGAGUUGUGUGGUCUUGUUUUGAGGUCACAUUUGCUCGUGCUGCUUAAAGGAAAGAAGUUUUCUGAACAGAGGGUGAUGACAGGAUCACAAAUUAUGAGGAAGAUCAAAGCACAUGAUUUUGCAAAGGCUGGAUCGGGAAAGGGAAUCAAGCUAGAGGAUUUGGACAUCACAGAAGCGGAAAUGGAGAUGUACGUCGAUCUCCAUCCCAUUACUAAUGCUUCUCCAUACACUGUGGUGGAAACAAUGUCUCUAGCCAAAGCUGCAGUUCUCUUUAGGGACCUUGGCCUUAGGCACUUAUUGGUGGUGCCGAAGACACCCGGGAGACCUCCAAUAGUUGGGAUCUUGACACGGCACGACUUCAUGCCGGAGCACGUUUUGGGACUCUAUCCGCACAUCAAUCUCCAGUCCCACAAGUAGAGGAAGCUAUCAACCUCUUAAGAAUUUUGGCAAUGGUGACAUCCUAAUCAUAUUUAUUUUAUCAAUAUAGCCAUUUUCUGUUUCUUGUAAUUAUUGUUAACAUAUCGAUUCGAAUCAAAAUUAUCAUUUGAAAAAACCAAUAUUUAUUUGGUUUUUUAUCCUUCGAAAAAACCAAUAUUUAUUUAUAUAGAAACCAAUAUUUAUUUAUCUAGAAACCAAUAUUUAUUUAUGUAGACUAAAAAGAGCCAGUGAGCCAUCCAUUGUUCGUCUUCGUCCCUGUUAAUACAACUGCUCUCUUCCCUUCUCUCUCUCUUUUUUUUCUUUUUUUUUCUUGUAUAGGAAAAUAAUACUUAAAUAGCUAAAUCUAUACUCAGUUUCCAAUUUUUGUGUACAUUACAAUUUUAUUGAAUA
Molecule: messenger RNA, 2818 nt
Organism: Morus notabilis
Lineage: Eukaryota; Viridiplantae; Streptophyta; Magnoliopsida; Rosales; Moraceae
Product: chloride channel protein CLC-c
Exons: 7
Coding region: 116-2407 (763 amino acids)
Biological process (GO): chloride transport; transmembrane transport
Cellular component (GO): intracellular membrane-bounded organelle; plant-type vacuole membrane
Molecular function (GO): voltage-gated chloride channel activity
Source: RefSeq, a predicted model, not a curated record